AUGAAAUAUCCAAAGACGCCCACACGUGUCUUUUACAAUGUCCACGAUCAGCCGCCGAAGCUCGUUGGAUGGGGAACGGAGGUCCCCGACGAUUCUGUCGAGCAUUUAAAACUACAUGAAUGGUUUAAAGUCGACCUUGGAGAAGUUGAUGGCGACAAUGGUCAAGUCAAAAGUCUUUACAGAGACUUCUUGACGUCCUUGUAUGGCGAACUUAGCACCAAGCGGUUCACGCCAGCUUCGCUGGGAGGAAAGAAUUUCGAAGAGGCCGAGGUUCUGUUCCUUUUCAGUGUACCCGCCAUAUGGGACCCGGCUGUUGUCCGUGAUUUCACGCAGCUCGUUUGUGACUCUGGCUUCGAAAGGGUGGGCCUUCACAGCGUCAGAGUGACCAUGACGGAGCCGCAAGCGGUUGCUGCGUAUGAGAUUUGCGUACCAAAUCUUGAUUACCAACUCAAGGCUAUGGAAUUAGCACCACCAACAACCUGUGCAAUUGGAUCCUCGUACAUCGACCGAGGCUUUGAGGAAAUGGUGGUGACUAUCUUCAGGACAAGCGUGAUCUCUUGCAACCGCUUCCGCAUUUGCAAACACGAAUUCAACCCCGAUAAGUUCCGCGACUUGACAUUCAACAUCUCUUUCAAGACGAGCGCUCGAGAUGACUCAAGAGACCCUCCCCCGCCACCCUCCUUUGUUCUGGCCGGGCUUAGUGAAUCUCUCGGUUCUUUGUUCGACAGCCAGAUUGAUGAGAUCAAUCAGCACAUUCGGCGUUUUGCGAGAGCAUUCGAGACAGACAGCGAGACUAAUUCCGAAAACCACCUCAUAAGUCUCAGAAGAAUCCAAAUCUCCCGCUACGUUCUAGGCAAGAUUGAAGAGUUUAUCGGCAAAUCGCAGAUAAACUUCACAGCGAAAACUAAAGUGGUCAUGCCGGCUGCCCCGCGACUUUCCUCAUUGACAGGUGCGAUUAAGAAGACUCGCCUUCGUGAUCUCAUCAAACGAGCACUCCUGCGUUUCCCCAAGGGCGAAAAGCCUGAGGGGGAAGUGGAGUGGUUUCUCAUCAAGGGGGGACUUGUUCCUGACCGAGUCGCCGUUCAUGAACAAACAGCGUACUUCAGUGCGGAUUUGCCACCCGAUAAGCGGAUCUGGGAGCUUGGCAUUCUCACCAGCUUCGAGAGCGACAUCGAGCGGUUGACACUUGAGGAUAACUGUCGUGUCCAGUCGGUCCUCAAAGUGAAGCUAUCCCAUAUUGGCGAACCUGAGCGGACUGGGACAAGAGACGCCCUAUCGAGACUCCAUCUGGCUCGAAAGCCCAAAAUUCAGAUCAAAUUUGACCUUCGGGUAGAGGUCGGACUGGCCACCGUCGAAAUUCAGUGCAGUAUGAUGACCAACUCAGUGUAA
Messenger RNA from Fusarium oxysporum Fo47, 1389 nucleotides. RefSeq lists its product as uncharacterized. NCBI's taxonomy places the organism in Eukaryota, Fungi, Ascomycota, Sordariomycetes, Hypocreales, Nectriaceae. The coding region runs from base 1 to 1389 and encodes 462 amino acids. The record is from RefSeq and is a predicted model, not a curated record. The transcript is spliced from 9 exons.